CAACCACUUAGCGGGAGUUCAGCAGAGGCGGUUGAAGCAAUUCAUUACUCUUCUCGUUGAACGGACUUGGAAAUAUCAGGUGUGGAAAUCUGCUGUGCUAUUUGGCUCCGUGCUAUCGUUGCACAACGCAGUGAAGCUGCACUAGACCGGCCUCGACUUUCUCAGCUGCUUCUGGGAGCGCACACGGUGACAGAAGAUGCUCCAGUAAUCGCAUUCUCUGUAGUGUGAAUGCGAGCAGCAAGCCAUUUCACGGCCAUUCCGAAAAGCUGAGAGCAGCCAUGUCUGACAGGAAGGCAGUGAUUAAAAAUGCGGACAUGUCCGAGGAGAUGCAGCAGGACGCUGUUGAAUGUGCCACCCAGGCUCUGGAGAAGUACAACAUCGAGAAGGAUAUUGCUGCCUACAUCAAAAAGGAGUUUGACAAAAAGUACAACCCCACCUGGCACUGCAUAGUGGGCAGGAAUUUCGGCAGCUAUGUAACCCAUGAGACCAAGCACUUCAUCUACUUCUACCUGGGCCAGGUGGCAAUUCUGCUCUUCAAGUCUGGCUGAGCAUCACCAUCAGCUAACCAUUAAAUACUGACUGUACAGAAAGGCUGAUCAUUCCUGUUCUGGGACUAGCCUUCUUUUGGCUGCUUCUCCUUUUGUUCCUUGUUUUAAGAAAAUGGUUGUGUAAGGGGGGAAAAGAUGAGUAAAAAACGUGUAUUUAUUUUUGUUUCUAUAAACACAGGUUGAACAUUUUAUGUCACUUUUAAUUUUUUUAAUUAAAGCAAAUUGGUUUUGCUCUGUGGGUGGAUGCAAGGAUUUGUUUGGACACUAAGAGGGGGUGCUUUAAACCUGAAAAUGCUACCUGUGAACCAAGAUCUUGAGAAAUUCAAGAUGAAUUGGUAAAUGAUUGGAAGGUGGAAGGCUUCAAUAGAGACACACACUCAGGGUUGGUUAUAUUACUGUUGGUAUGAGUAUGUUGGCCUUACUGUUCUACAUAGACCUCUAGUGUGUCUCUUAAAUAAACAUUAAUGUGGCUUCACCA
Messenger RNA from Colossoma macropomum (tambaqui), 1026 nucleotides. It is a transcript of the gene dynll1, whose product is annotated as dynein, light chain, LC8-type 1. The transcript is spliced from 4 exons. Bases 279 to 548 code for a protein of 89 amino acids. Gene Ontology annotation, molecular function: dynein intermediate chain binding; dynein light intermediate chain binding. Gene Ontology annotation, biological process: cilium assembly; microtubule-based process. Gene Ontology annotation, cellular component: cytoplasmic dynein complex. The record is from RefSeq and is a predicted model, not a curated record. NCBI's taxonomy places the organism in Eukaryota, Metazoa, Chordata, Actinopteri, Characiformes, Serrasalmidae.